UCUCCUGUAGCCGCUCAGCGCCGCACGUUGCUAGUUAGUUGCAAUGUUGUAGCUAUUAGCACGAUAGCCGUUCCUGCGCUGGGAGGGAGACCCGACGUUCACUUUAAUAAACCUACGGCUGAUUCUUACUCAUUUACAGUCUGACCAGCUGCUAGCCAACAGAAAUUAUUCAACAGACUACUCGUUAGCUUGUUGUCUUGUCUUCCUGCUAGCCCGCUAGCUUAUCCAGCUUGCUAGCUAGCUAGCUAGCCGCUAGCGUUGUACCGUCUCCUCCCAGUGACAACCGUCUGCUGCCCGGGUGGAGGACCAUGGCGAUGAGGCAAACUCCUCUCACCUGCUCCGGUCACACCCGGCCUGUGGUGGACCUGGCCUUCAGCGGAAUCACUCCUUAUGGCUACUUCCUCAUCAGCGCCUGCAAGGAUGGCAAGCCCAUGUUGCGCCAGGGAGACACAGGGGACUGGAUAGGAACGUUUCUGGGUCACAAAGGCGCUGUCUGGGGAGCCACUCUGAACACAGACGCCACCAAGGCAGCCACCGCCGCUGCUGACUUCACAGCAAAGGUGUGGGAUGCAGUGAGUGGAGACGAGGUCCUCUCCCUGGCACACAAACACAUCGUCAAGACUGUCAGCUUCACUCAGGACAGCAACUGUCUGCUGACUGGCGGCAAUGAUAAGCUGCUGCGCAUAUAUGAUCUCAGCAAUCCUGAAGCAGCACCGCAGGAGAUUGCAGGUCACACCUCAGCCAUUAAGAAAGCUCUGUGGUGUAACAACGACAAGCAGAUCCUGUCAGCUGCUGAUGACAAAACCAUACGGUUGUGGAACAGAAGCUCCAUGGAGGAGGUGAAGACGCUGACAUUUGACACGUCAGUGAGCAGCAUGGAGUAUGUGGCUGAUGGAGAGAUUGUCGUGAUCACAUAUGGAAAGACGAUUGCUUUCUACAAUGCUUUGAGCUUGGAACUGAUCAAGACCGUGGAGGCCCCGGCUCCUAUCAACUCAGCCUCCCUCCAUCCAGACAAAGACUUCUUUGUUGCCGGUGGAGAGGACUUCAAACUCUACAAAUUUGACUAUAGCACUAAAGAAGAGCUGGAGUCCUAUAAGGGUCAUUUUGGCCCCGUCCACUGCGUUCGAUUCAGUCCGGAUGGGGAGCUGUACGCCAGUGGCUCCGAGGACGGCACGCUCCGGCUGUGGCAGACGGCGGUGGGAAAAACCUAUGGGCUGUGGAAGUGUGUCCUUCCUGAACUUGGAGGAUCUGCUGCUAACAUCUUGCCUGAUACCACAGGACACCUUCAGACGUCUGUGGAUGGAGUACAUGCCUUGAUGGAGGACCUUGGGGCAGAGAACUCUGAGCAGCUGUACACCCCGACCCCUGAGAUCAAAGCCUGAGAACAAAGGGCUACCGUUUGGAAACCAGAUGAGAAAAAAGGUAGAAGGAAAGGAGAUGAGCGGAGGGGUGCUCCAGUGUGUUCUAUCAGGCCCAGCGAGGAGCAGAGUCCAGAGCAUCUCCGUCCAUCAGGAAAUGAUGUGGAUGUUAUGACUGUCCUGUCAUAGACCAACGAUCACACACCCACACACACAUUAACAUCACACACUGAUUUAGAGUCAUAUGGACAGUAUGGGCUGCAGAGUAAAGCAGUAGAGCUGUGAGUGUCGCUUCAUCGCUGCCUGCUUUCUCUCUGAUCAGCCCAGUUCUGUCUGCUUAAACUUAUUUUAACUUCCCUCUAUACCAUGAACCCCAAACGACAUGAUUCAGUUUUGGUUUCAAAAAGAAGGUAUUUAACGAGCUGGACCAACGCAUAUGUUUUCAGUUCAUAGUUACAAGGAUACUGGAGGUAGUUGCACAGUUUGUGCAAAAGUUAAUACGCCUUCAUUUCUUCCAAAAGAGAAAACAAAAAGAAACAUUGCUUUGAGUAUUUGCUUGUGUUGUACUGGUUGAGUAUAUGAAGUUAUGUGUUCAAAUAAAAGAAAAUAUUGUUUUGUGACAAAGUGGAACAGAAAGAAAUGUCACUGGGUUUUUCCAAUUUGGUUAUUGUCUUCAUUUGUGUCCAGUGAUGAAAUAAAUGCAUUUCGGUUUUAUUUGUAAGUUAUGCA
Messenger RNA from Stegastes partitus (bicolor damselfish), 2087 nucleotides. RefSeq names its product serine/threonine kinase receptor associated protein (gene strap). The record is from RefSeq and is a predicted model, not a curated record. The coding region runs from base 309 to 1382 and encodes 357 amino acids. The transcript is spliced from 10 exons. Gene Ontology annotation, molecular function: RNA binding; protein binding. Gene Ontology annotation, biological process: spliceosomal snRNP assembly. Gene Ontology annotation, cellular component: SMN complex. NCBI's taxonomy places the organism in Eukaryota, Metazoa, Chordata, Actinopteri, Pomacentridae.